UACAUAUAAGAUCGUAUCACUUCAGCCCGGGUAACGCAAAAUUAACAAGUGAAAAUGAAGAUCCAGUUACUUUUAAUUGUUUUAAUCGCUCUGUUGGCGUUGGUUAAGGGCGUACCAGUGCCAGGAGGCGGUGGCGGUGGCGGCGGCGGCGGUGGUGGUCGAGGUUGCAAUUGUGAACGUGGAGGUGGUGGAGGAGGCGGCGGCGGCGGUGGUGGUGGCUGGGGUAAUGGCCCUGGCGGUCCAGGUGGUGCUGGUGGUCCGGAUUGCGUAAGACCUUCUUGGAUGCCUCCGUGUCCGCCAUAAAUUCAUCGUACGUAAAUCUUAAUCCAAAGAAAAUAAUAUAGCGCUGCUAUACCUCCGAAUCAGUCCUAAUUAAAGACACAUUUAGUAAAAGGACCUUCCACCUCUGUACAUAUAGUAUACAUAUAUAUAGAAAUGUAAACCAAA
Messenger RNA from Bactrocera latifrons, 447 nucleotides. RefSeq names its product rRNA 2'-O-methyltransferase fibrillarin-like. The record is from RefSeq and is a predicted model, not a curated record. Bases 55 to 303 code for a protein of 82 amino acids. Lineage: Eukaryota; Metazoa; Arthropoda; Insecta; Diptera; Tephritidae. The transcript is spliced from 2 exons.